AUGUCUGGCCAGAAUGUAACUGCAAACUCAGGUCCCACAAAGGAUCACACUUAUGGCACAGCUCAGGGUCACUACAUGUUCAUGGAGUCAGCCAGUCCCCGUGUAACUGAUGAUAAAGCACGAAUACUAAGCAAGCCUUACAAUCCAACGACUGGAAGCUGUCUGUCUUUCUGGUACUAUAUGAAUGGAAAUAGCUAUAUGGUGGGAACAUUAUCUGUGAUCAUUGCUCCUGUGGGCCAGCAAGCCCAACAGCCACUAUGGAGUAGGGCUGGAAGUCAAGGUGGCCAGUGGCUCUUGGCUACUUUCAGUGUUCAAAGUAUAGAGAAAUUUCAGAUAAUGUUUGAAGGUACAGUUGGGGAUUUUCCUUCUGGUGGAGGUAUUGCAUUGGAUGACAUCCAUGUGACCCCAACAGGCUGCCUUGGUCUGGCAGACUGUGAUUUUGAGCAGGGGGGGAUCUGUAGCUGGAUCCAGAGUGACUAUAUCUACAUAGAGUCAAGUUCCCUGCAGCAUCCAGGAGAUACAGCAGUGCUGAAAUCUCAAGUGAUACACCAGCAUGGAAUUUCUGAUUACUGUUUCACAUUUUGGUAUCACAUGUGGGGCUCCACCAUUGGCACCUUGAAUGUCACCUACACCGUUCCUCCCUUGGAUCCCAUAACUGUUUUCUCAUCUUCUGGUAACCAGGGAAAGACUUGGAUUGAAGGUUUUGCAGAUAUUUCUCAGGCAUAUGGUGACAUUACAAUGUCUGUUAUUGGAUCAAUAGGAAAUGGAUCCCAGGGUGACAUUGCUUUGGAUGACUUCAAACUCUAUCCAUAUAACUGCUCAAUUGUCAAGCUGUCCAUUACUUCCUCUAGCCUCUUCAUGUGUAAUGAUGCCUCCAACACAACAGUUACACAGGACAAAGUUUGUAACUUCAUCAGAGACUGCCCUUUGCCUUAUUUGGAUGAAGCAAACUGUGGUGACUGUAGCUUCCAAGAUGGUACCUGCCAGUGGACAGAUGACAGUACUGGCAUUUGGCAAUGGACCUUAGGCAGUGGUCAGUCUCAUGUCAAUUAUUCUGCUCCCAUGUAUGACCACAAUGGAAGUCCCACAGACAACUUCCUGUGCCUUGUCAGGAGUUUGGGCACAAAUACUUCCAUUUCUGAUCUUUACAGCAUCCAGUUUGGUCCCUGCAGUUCCACUUGUCAAAUGCAGAUGUACUACUUCAUUUCUGGACAAGACUCUCAACUAAAAGUCUUACUAGAACAGGGUGAGGAGAUGUCACUUCUCUGGGCAGUUCGUGGACAAGAGAUUGCCAAGUGGGUUCAGGCCACAGUUGAUAUACUGCGUGUAUCUACACCAUUCAGGGUACACCUUCAAGGGUAUAGCUAUUCAGUGGACGCCAUCGUAGCCGUCGAUGAUGUCCAGUUUAUUAACUGCAAUUUCCCAGUACCAGGAAAUUGUGACAACAGUCAGAAUCAGUUCCACUGCAAUAGCUCUGCCUGUAUCCCUAUGGCAGCUGUCUGUGACUUCACUGAUGACUGUGGUGAUGGCAGUGAUGAAGCUUCUUGUGGUCAGGGUAAACAUAUUCAGAAAGAGCAGCAGGAAAACCACUCACACCAGUCACCAAUGAUCGGCAAAUGGAACACCUAUCCAUCACGCACAGACUUUGAGGAAAGUUUGAAUAGCUGGUACAAUGACCAUUCUGGAUCUGACAACUUUGACUGGACCCGUUCACAUGGUUCAACCAGUACAAUUGGCACUGGCCCUUCACGUGACCACAGUAGAGGAACUUCCGCUGGUUAUUAUGUGUACAUAGAGAGUUCUGUACCCAGGAAAGCUGGUGACAAAGCUUGGCUAGUAAGCACUAAUGCCUUUAAUCCAACUGUGGGAUCCAAAUGUGUUAUGCGUUUCUAUUAUCAUAUGUAUGGAGCAACUAUUGGGAGUCUCAAUGUUUACACCCGUUCCUCUCUUCUUGGUGGCUUGAAGGAGAUUCUUUCUCUUUCUGGUAACUAUGGUGAUGCUUGGAUGCGUAAAGACAUAACACUACAUGAGACCAUGGAAUUCCAGAUUGUGCUUGAAGGGGUGGUUGGCAAUGGUUAUCAAGGUGAUAUUGGUAUUGAUGAUAUUUCCAUGACUCCAGAUUGUGAAAUUUCCACAGAACCAUUUCCUACUGGUUCACCACCCCCACCAACUGUUCCUGGACCAUGUUCAGCAAAUCUGUUUGCUUGUGAUGGGAACCGCUGCAUCCCUAAGUCUGGAGUGUGUGACUUCCAGCAGCAGUGCAGUGAUGGCAGUGAUGAGCUCAUGUGUGGUAAAUGCACAUUUGAAGUUAACCUCUGUGGAUGGAGAGAUCACAGCACAGGGCAGUUUGCCUGGGUCAGAGUGCCCUCUAAUGACAGUGCAUUUACUGGUGGGCCCUCCUCAGAUGCUAAUGGCUUGGUAGGAGGUGGGCAGUAUAUGCUGGUUCAGCCCACUAUGGGUGUGACAAAGGAUCGUGCCAGACUGGUAUCUCCUGUGUUCAAUGCAUCUGGCACCAAAUGUCAGAUGAGCUUCAAAUACUACAUCUCUGGUGACAGCACAGGCAGCCUGAUAAUCCUCCUUCAAAAGGCUUCUGACAUUGGUACAGACAGUGGUGUUGGUUUGUGGCACCACAUAGGAAAUGUUGGCAAUACCUGGCAGUUCUACACUGUUGAUAUAGGACAGAUUGACUAUCCCUUUGUGAUCACAUUUACAUCCCUUCCCAGUCUUCAGUUUGGUACUUGUGAUGUGGCAGUUGACAACAUUGACUUUAAGGACUGCAAGGCAGGUCAGAUUGCAAACAGCACAGGUAAUGGUAGAGACACAGGUGUCAUAGGCGAUGGUAAAGAUACAGAUGUCAACAUGUUGACAUUGGGGGAAGGGUUAUUGUAA
Messenger RNA from Pomacea canaliculata, 2889 nucleotides. Its product is annotated as MAM and LDL-receptor class A domain-containing protein 1-like. The coding region runs from base 1 to 2889 and encodes 962 amino acids. NCBI's taxonomy places the organism in Eukaryota, Metazoa, Mollusca, Gastropoda, Architaenioglossa, Ampullariidae. Gene Ontology annotation, cellular component: membrane. Gene Ontology annotation, molecular function: protein binding. The transcript has 21 exons. The record is from RefSeq and is a predicted model, not a curated record.